AUGCCGCAGUAUCCCGCCCGCAACCCACUACAGUCGGUCCUGUCGCAGGGCAAAGAGCAUGAGGCCAAGCGGAUAAAGGUCGAGUCGCCGCACUCGGCCCUCGACUCGAUCGAUUCCUGGCUUCAAUUCGACGAAGAGGCCGACAAAUUCGGCAGCUUCGAGAUUGACUUUUCAAAGCAGUACAACACGGCCAACCAGCCAAGCGGCCUCUACGCCAAUCCCACCGCCCCGUUCAGGGAAGAAGACUUCCUCGAUGAUAGCGCCUUUGAUCAUUCUCUGUCCGAGGACGACGAUUUGUUUGAUACCGUCAACCUGAAUGACCAGCUGUCCAAGAUUGACACGCUGCCUUCGACCGAGCCCCAGUCAUCCAGAAGCCUCUACUCCACGCCGUCACUGGGCUGGGAGAAGCCUCAGCAGGGCAUUCAGCCUAGCACCAUCUCAAUGGCUGAUGAGAUCCCAAGGCGCAUGGGCAGCGAUGCCUGGGACCCGAUUCCGCAAGGCACCAACUACACUCUUACUCCAGAGGAGCGCCGCCGGCUUCUCGAAAUCGCCAUGGGCCCCAGCAGAAUGUCGGCCUAUGUUUCCCCCAACCGAUUCAACCUCGGAUUCGGAUCUACAAUGCAGCCCAGCCUAACUCAAGAAUUCGGCUAUGGCUUUGGUGGCCCGAAACAGGGGCUGAACCAUGUGGGAAUGUUCCAGAGAAACAAUUCUACCGACACAACUACCUCUGGGCUCUCGCAGCCAAACCGGGAUCUGAAACACAAGCAGCCUAAGAAUGAGACGCCGCCCAAAACAGUGCCUACGAAACGACCAAGCACUCUAUCGGAGACCAGCAGCAUCGGCAAAGAAAAGACAAAGUCCGCCGACCGCAUGGCGCACAACGACGUCGAGCGGAAAUAUCGCACCAACCUUAAGGACAAGAUCACCGAGCUGCGCAAUGCGGUGCCAGCGCUGCAGCAAGUCGCCGAGGGUGAUCAGGACAACGGGCAGGGCAACGCCAAAGUGAGCAAGGGCACUGUGUUGACCAAGGCGACUGAAUAUAUCCACCAACUAGAGCAACGCAACAAAGACAUCAUGACAGAACAUAAGCAACUCAUGCGAAGACUUCAAGCAUUCGAAGCACUCCUCAACAACUCAAUGAGAGUCGACAUCAUGCCCAGCCAUAGCAUGACGCUCUUCGACCCCAGAGGAUUCUGUUGAUUUACUGUAUCAAUAUUCUCCAUGAUUUACAAACCAAUUUUUGACGACUGCAUGAGAAAAAAAAAUGACGGACACUUGUUUUUCUUUUUUUUUUUUCCUUUUAGUGAAAAGCAUUUCAAUGAGCUUCUUCCUACAAGCAGGCAUUUCAUGUUUAUUCUUUCUUUCUAUUUCUUUCGCCAUCUUACAGUUUCUACUUUGGCCUUCUGCCACUACUUAACUCACUACUUUUCGGCGUUAAGGUGGAUUAUUUUGAUUUUUUAUUUUAUUUUCUUUACAAACAUGGCAUGAAAACCCAGAAAGGAUAUAUAACUCGGCAUGGGCGGUCUCUUGAGAAUUUAUUCAAAGGAAACGGAACGAGAUGAAAGGGGGAAAUUUAUCAAGGCAAUGUGGGUCUGGGAGUGGAAAGAAGGGACUUUACGAAAGAGGACAUCUCUGAAAGAAAAAAACGGAGCGGUAGCAUUUAUCGACGAAGCGAAUUGGGAAGGGCAAAAGAGAGCUUUAUUCUAUGAAAGGGAAUAUAUUUGGCGGCCAAUUGGUUGAUAGAGGCGGGAGCCCUUGUUUUCUUGGCUUUACAGACAGAAGAGAGAACGAAAAAUGUUCGGGGAUUGUGAAUAAUACAAGAGCACAUGAGGCGCCUUUUUGCCUUGAUUUGAAACCCGU
Molecule: messenger RNA, 1860 nt
Organism: Trichoderma virens Gv29-8
Lineage: Eukaryota; Fungi; Ascomycota; Sordariomycetes; Hypocreales; Hypocreaceae
Exons: 3
Coding region: 1-1200 (399 amino acids)
Molecular function (GO): protein dimerization activity
Source: RefSeq, a predicted model, not a curated record